CUGCCUUAAACAUUGAAGUACAAGGACACGUUAAAAAGUGCCGCAAAGGGGGGGAUAUCUCCACAGACUUUUAAAGACAUGUAACUAACCUAAAUUUAAAAAAAAAAACGAGAAAGCAAACUUGCACACCAAAUGAAAGCUUACAUACAAGCUUAAAUACUCAAGGAAACCUGCCUAAAUCCUCACAAAAAUGGAGAAAGGUUGCACAUGUGUCACUGAUUUUUUCUAUUCUUCACUGUCAGGUUUUAUCUGCAAAUACGGCACAGCGGUACUCUCGUUGGUGGGUUUACCUUUGCUCUGAGGGGCAGAUACUUAGUAAAUGAGGGUGUCGGGCGGCAUAGAAGGAAACUGAAAAAAACAAUUCUGAGGGGUGGGUCGUUUACAAAGGUCCCUGAUCUGCUUCAGCCACACGAAAGAUACACACGCACCGGGAAAAUGUUCUUAGUUUGAAAAAUCGUGUGUUUAUUUUCAGGUGUUUUGAAGUAAACGCGGAAGCUUGCUUGGCGAGUUGGGAGGGGGGAGGGAAACGUAACAACAUCAACCACCAAAAGUCUGUCAGCUGUAGGUGACGGGCUGCGCGGCUCUGCGGAUCCAUCGCGGUAGCGGCUGAAGACAUGUCACCGGGCGAAAACUCCCACGUCCUCCUGGGAAGGAUCCGCUUCCUAGUCGAGUGCAUCGACUGUUUCCGAAACAGCAAGCCGCUGCCGGCCAGCCUGUGCUUCGUCCCCAAGGAAGUCUGCUACAAGAUCUGCAAGGACUCGUCCAGCGGCGCGAACGCCCCGGCCGGCGCCUCCUCCUGCAGCUCCUCGGCCGGCAAGAGCCUGGUGUCGGUGUGGGAGAGCCCGUCCCAGGCUCCGCAGAGCAAGAAGCUGUUCAAGUUCAACAUCGAGCCGAAGAAGGGCACCUGCAUCAGGACGACCGGGGAAGAGUACUGCAACAGCUACGGCCUGUGGGUCAAAUUAAACAAGGAGCAGCUGGAGGAGCACAGGCCCGGGCUGGACGUGGAGGAGGGCUGGCUCCUGGUGUGCAAGCACACCGAGGGCGGCGACAGACUGGUGCCAGUCGAGUCCCCCGAGACGGUCUGCAGGCAGCAGCAGCUCUUCGGAUACGACUACAAGCCCUGCACCAGGUGGGAGCAGGUGGUGGACGCCGAGUACAGCCUUCACCUGGGCAUCAGACCCCGGAUUGCAGAGCAGGACCCGGCCGGCGUGCAGAAGCUCAGGUACGUGCCCCCCACCUGGACGUUCGAGUGCGAUGAGGACCUGGUCCACUAUUUCUAUGACCACGUCGGCAAGGAGGACGAGAACCUGGGCAGCGUGAAGCAGAGCGUGGAGAGCAUCGACGUGUCCUCCAACUCCAUACGGGAGGACCCCACGGGGAGUGUGGAGUGCCUGACCGAUGGGGACGCUGAGACGUACUGGGAGAGCGAUGGACUGCAGGGCCAGCACUGGAUUCGCCUGCACAUGAAGAAGGGCACAGUGGUGAAAAAGCUUAUUUUGACAGUUGAUUCGACGGAUGACAACUACAUGCCCAAGAGGAUCACCGUAUUUGGAGGAGAGGGAGAUAACCUCAAGAAACUCAGUGAUGUUAAUAUCGAUGAGAACCUGAUUGGAGACGUGUGUGUGCUGGAAGACAUGAGCUCGCACCUGCCCGUGAUUGAGAUUCGGAUUGUGGAGUGCAGAGAUGAAGGGAUUGAUGUGCGGAUCAGAGGGCUGAAGAUCAAGUCGUCCCGGGAGAGGGACUUGGGCCUCAACGCCGAUAUGUUCCAGUCCCCCAACCUGGUGCGAUACCCCCGGCUGGAAGGCACGCCCCCUGACGUGCUGUACCGAAGAGCCAUCGUCAUUCAGAGGUUCAUCUCUCUGUUGGACAGUCUUCUUCCUCAUCUUGUUCCUGCGUGGGAUUAUACAUUGGGAACCUUCAACCAUCUCAAACACGUCAAGCAGUUCCUGCUGCUGUCCAAGAGGCGCUCGGCCCUCAUCACCCAGUGCCUGAAGCACUCGGAGACCAGCAAGCCCAGCUUCAUGCCCAGGCUGUACAUCAACAGGAGACUGGCCAUGGAGCACCGUGACAACCCCUCCCUGGACCCCAGCUGCAAAAACGCCGUCUUCACCCAGGUGUAUGAGGGUCUGAAACCAUCGGAUAAGUAUGAGAAAGUGCUGGAUUACAGGUGGCCAGUCCGGUAUGACCAGUGGUGGGAAUGCAAAUUCAUCUCCGAGGGCAUCAUUGACCAAGGGGGCGGGUUUCGGGACAGUCUCGCCGACAUGUCUGAGGAGCUGUGCCCGAGCUCGGCCGAGUGCCCUGUGCCCUUGCCCUUCUUCACGCGGACCUCCAACCAGGUACGCUUUUAUUCCAGGAGCUCUCCCGGGCGUGGGAGACCGCCCACCAGAAUCCGUCCCAGCCUGGCAUGUGUAUUACACGUUUUUCAUGUCCCUGCUCGUGCAGUGUGUUUACUGGACAGGAUUUUUCUAUUCGGGCAGGAGCUGACUUACACCACCCUGCUGAGCGACGGGCGCAUGGUGGAGCUGGUCUCUGGGGGCGGCAGCACCGCGGUCACGUUUGAGGACCGCAGAGAGUUCAUUCGCCUGGUGCAGAAAGCCCGGCUGGAGGAGAAUCGAGAGCAGAUCGCCGCCAUGCAGGCCGGGCUGGUGAAGGUGGUGCCCCAGGCCGUGCUGGACCUCCUGACCUGGCAGGAGCUGGAGAAGAAAGUCUGCGGAGACCCAGAGAUCACAGUGGAAGCCCUCAAACGCCUCACACGAUACGAGGAUUUGGAGCAGUCCGAUGAGCGAGUCCAGUACCUGUGGGAGGCGCUAACCAACUUCACCAACGAGGACCGCAGCCGGUUCCUGAGGUUCGUCACCGGAAGGAGUCGCCUUCCUGCUCCCAUCUACAUCUUUCCUGACAAACAAGGAACUGAAACCACAGAUGCCCUUCCACAGUCUUCCACCUGCUCCAGUACUCUGUAUCUGCCAAACUAUCCCAGCGCUAAGGUCUGCGAGGAAAAACUCCGCUAUGCUGCUUACAACUGUGUGGCGAUAGACACAGACAUGAGCCCCUGGGAGGAGUGACGAACACAAGUUAUACUGUUGCUCCACCACCUGGUUUUCUAUUCUCUUCCUGCAGCUGAUCUCGUUCAUAUGAAAUACCUACAGUGAAUGCCAAUCACAUCUGUACAUAAUGGAAAUAAAGAGGGUGAAUUAUAAGGCUG
Molecule: messenger RNA, 3205 nt
Organism: Lepisosteus oculatus (spotted gar)
Lineage: Eukaryota; Metazoa; Chordata; Actinopteri; Semionotiformes; Lepisosteidae
Source: RefSeq, a predicted model, not a curated record